GCUGAAAGCCAAAUCAAGAGUUUGUCGUCCACUUCGAUACUAUAACACGCAAAUCCUUCUCCACAUUUCACAUGAAACCCCCCCUCACAAAUGCGGAAUGCCCCUCAUUGACAGACCCCAUUGCUACCGUUUUAUCAAAACCCUCUGCACAAAAUCACCAACUCCUUCAGCAACUUCAUCUACUUGGAGAAUCCAAUCCCAACAACGCCAACUUAUCUCACAAAUUUCUUCCAUUCUCCUUCAAAGACACAAUUGGCAAACCCUUCUUAAAACCCUCAAUCUCUCUCCUAAUAUAUCCCCAACAAUAUUUCUUCAAAUUCUCCAAAGAAUCCAAGAAAACCCACAAAUUUCUCUCAAUUUCUUCAACUGGGCAAAACUCAAUCUUGUUAAAUUUCAAUCAAAUCUUUUAAUUCACUGCAAAAUCUUUCAAAUUUUAAUCGGGUCUGGUGAAACCCAACCUAUUAAGCCCAUCUUGGAUUCCUUCAUUGGGGUGGACCCACCAACCCAUGUUGUAUGUUCUAUGAUUCAAGCUUGUAAAGGUACGAACUUGCACCCUCUUGCAUUUAAUUCAAUUAUUGAGUGUUAUGCUCAAAAGGGUUUAUACUUUGAUGGAUUAGAAGUUUAUAUGAAAAUUAUAUCAUAUGGUUAUUUACCUGAAGUUAGUUGCUUGAAUGCUAUGCUUGAUCUUUUAGACCAUGCUGGUGAGUUUAGGUUGGCUUAUUGUUUGUAUGGUUCAAUGAUUCGGAAUCGUAUUCAGUUGAACAUGAACACUUGGACUGUUAUUGCUCGAAUUCUAUGUAAGAAUGGGAAAUUUGAGAAAGUUGUGAGGCUGUUAGGUUCAGGUGUUUGUAAUUCGGAGAUUUUCGAUUUAGUGAUUGAUGGGUAUAGUAGAAUUGGAAACUUUGGAGCUGCAAUUGACCAAGUAAAUGAGAUGUGCAAAAGAAAUCUUGAGCCUGGUUUUUACACUUACGGCUCUAUUCUUGACGGAGCUUGUGAUUUUGGGGAUACAAAUGUUAUAGAUACUGUUAUUUGCGCGAUGAGAGAGAGGAGAUUGCUUCCUGAUGAUCUUUCAUUGGAGUAUGAUCAUGUUAUUAGGAAGUUUUGUGAUAUGGGGAAACCAUAUGCAGCUGAAUUUUUUCUCAAUAGAGCACAAGAUGAGGGUGUUGGGCUGGAAGAAGCAACAUUUGGGUCUAUGCUAAGAGCAUUUUGCAAAGGAGAGAGAUUAGAUGAAGCAAUAGGGUUGUAUCAGAUAAUUUCAAAACAGAAUGUUGUGUUAAAGAAGUCUUCUUAUAAGGAAUUGGCCGAAAGUCUUUGCAAGGGAACUCCAUCAGGAAACUUGAACCAGUUGUUAAUACAUUUAAUCGUGAAAGGGUAUAUCCCCUCUUCAUCAGGAAUCUCCAAGUUUAUUAUGAAGCUGGGUAGGAAAGAAAACUGGAACGAAGCAGAAACUCUAUUGAAUUUAAUGUAUCAAGAAGAUAUGUUUCCUGAUUCUGCUUGUUGUUGCUUAUUAGUAAAGCAUUAUUGCUCCUCAGGUCAGAUUGAUUCAGCACUGUUGUUGCACAGGAAGUUGGGAAAUUCAGAGAUGAUAUGGAAUGUCACAAGUUAUAAUGUACUCCUACGCAAGCUUUUUACAGAAGAAAGGGUAGAUGAAGCACUCAAAAUAUAUGAAUGCAUGAGAAGCAAUAAUAUAUUGAAUAGGGCAAGUUGUUUAGUAAUGAUCUGCGGACUGGCUCAAGUAAAGAAAAUGAGAAAGGCGAUGCAAGUUCAUGAUGACAUGUUGAAAAUGGGGCUGAAGCCGAGUUCAAAAACGUACAAAAGCCUGAUAUCUGUUUUUAGAUGAUGGCUUUAGCUUGCUACACUUUGGAGGGACUAGGACUAUGCUGCCUAAUAUUUCUUUUUCUGUAUGAUCUGCCAAAAGAUUUUUUGCUGACCGAAAUCGUUAUGAUUUUGUGUUUGUCUAAGAUUCACGUGGUCUUGUUGUGUGGCAUUGCUGAUUGAGAUAUUUCUCUCUGUGAAUUUAUCUUCUUGAUUGAGAUCGUCACAGUAUGUCUAGGAGUUGACUAAUUGGCUUCACUGGUUUCAAUAUCCAAGUAAAUGUUCAUUCAUAGCUCAUCGAUAAGGUUAAGGAAUCUGGUAUAGUGCUUUGGUGAUGUUGAAACUUAUACACAAAGCUAAGAGUUUGAUCCUGGAUGGUGAAGCAUUGUUCUUAGAAUAUCCUCUAGAUUGAUUGAUGGCAUUGAUGAUUAUAAAUUGUUUUUUGUCCCUUGGUGAAUGAAGUGUCUAAUGUUUAUGGAGGCACCGGAUGACAAACACUAUAUAGACGAGCAGUGGGCCAAGGUUUUCUGCAGUUGAGGUUUUUGUUACUUGGGGUUCGGAUGAUUGUCCUACUCACCUUCUCGGUACCACUGCUUGUUGCUGGUCAGGAAACAUUGAAGUUCAUCGUCAUUUAUGUAUGGUUUCAUCUACUUGAGAUAUGGAAUGGGCCAUAACUCAUAAACAUGAUAACUAUUGGGGUUUUUUAUGGUCCUUUUGAAUGUUCACCAAAUUUCUUGAUCAAUCAUCAUCAGAACAAUAAUAUGUGGUCUUUUUUGAUCUUGUUUGUCCUGUGUUUCCUGACUGUUUGGCAAUGGUCAGGAAGUUAUCAACCAUGUCUAGUUAACAUAUCCCUGGUUAACAUAGCCCAAUCAGUUUUAAUCAAUAAAAACCAGUUUAGAAAAUCAACAAAAAUCAGUUUUAAUCAAUAAAAAACAGCUUCGAUGAGUAAAAUUUAAUUUCAACCUUUCGAUCAGUAAAAAUUAAUUUUAUUUAGUAAAAGUACGUUUGGGUAGUAAAAAUAAUUUCAGUACAACAAAUAAACAGUGCCUUUCUCGUCGUUUCUCUUUUGCCCCCUCAACCCAUAUCUGGGAGUGUGUUUCCACUCUAAAUGGUCAAGAUGCGGCAUGAUUAAUUGGGAUUCCCUCAUUUGUUUGAUAUCAUAUAAAGUUCUGGAUUAUAUUUUGUGGUGGCAGAAACUGCGUUCGAAAUUUGUGGAUUAUAUUGUUUCCAUAACCAAUCUGAACACAGCCAAUCCCAGUACUUGAUUCCAGUUUUUUGACAUGGACUGCCAAACUCCACAGUCUUGUUGCAUGAAUAUAUGUCUAACAGAUGAUCUCUUGGCCGAAAUAUUCUGUCGACUACCACGCCUUAAAUCAGUCAUUCAGUGCAAGUGUGUCUGUAAGCAAUGGUUAAGUUUGAUAUCUCAACCCGAAUUUAUAGCUCGUUAUAUUCAUCAUAAAAUCAACAGUCACUGCAUGUAGAAGAACAUGAAAAAGGAGGAAGUGAAGUAUUACUUCCAUUUGCACUUCACAUUCAUAGUCGCAAUCAAGAUGCCUUUGUUUAUACAAGCAACCCUGCCUUAACCUCUAUUGACUAUUGCCUCAGUUUAAAGCCAAGUCAUGGAAAAUGUGCAGCAUGCUGUUUCAUGGUAAAAGCGUGUUGCAAUGACCUGAUUCUGUGCAGCAGCCUGCUAGAACUUGAUUUUUACAUUUGCAGUCCUCGCACCAUGCAAUGGUUUCAGCUGCCUGCACCAUCUUGAACAGAAGACUUUUGCUUGGCUGGUUUAACUUGUGAACCUUAUUCUCUGUUCCAUAUAGACACCGGCUCUAUUGCUCUCAGUACUUCAUGUCAAUAUAAUGUGUGUUGUGUCCUUCCUGGUCCACAUGGACCACACCUCUUGACUCAACUCAAGAUAGAAUUUUUUCUUCUGAAAGUGGCAUUGGGAAGAAAGCAGUCUCAUUGUUGCCAAGCUGUGGUACUCGAUUUUACACUUGCAACUAUAGAAGUUGCUUUACAUACAAAUAGGGUGGUGUAUUUUACUCAAAAUAUCAUUAUAAGUUUUGAUCCGUACAAUACAUGUGAGAAAGAUGUCUUUGAAUGCCAUGCCAUUCAGCCAACUCUGCAGGAUGCUCCUAGUCCAUGUUUUAUGGAUUAUGUUGGAGCUCCCGAGCGGAAAUUAUCUCUUGUAUGGAACUAUGCAUGGUAUGUAGCUCAAGAAUCACAAUACACUGCCUAGUGCUUACAUGUUAAAGGUUUGGGAUCUUAAGAACUAUGAGACUGGAGAACAGUCCAUGAAGCGAAUGAUUUAUCUGGCAUGAUUUAGAAAAUCUUAACAAAUUUGAAGAAAUUUGGCAGGCUGAACUUUUUUCCAUCAACCAAAAUGUUGCUGCUAUUGUGUUGUUGAGGCUGCAUGAAAAAAUUGUUGAAUGCAAUUUGCGGGAGAAAACAUGUAAGUUACUCUGUAGUUGUAGCCUUCCUGUUCGAACAUGUUAUGGUCUUGUUUUCCCAUGGUGGCAUUAGAGAGUAAUCUUUGGUUACUUGAACUGAAUAGAUUAUAUUUUUUUUUUUUCGACAAAGGGUGAAAAAGUAGAAUAAAACAGAAGGAGGUUAGCUUUUCCUUGCCAUAGUGGCGAGAUUGUGAGCUAAUUUGACCUCCUCUCGACUUACCUUAAUACAAGAGAUAAAAAGGAAGCUAUUAGCCUCUCCUAAUAUCCCGGA
Molecule: messenger RNA, 4533 nt
Organism: Beta vulgaris subsp. vulgaris (sugar beet)
Lineage: Eukaryota; Viridiplantae; Streptophyta; Magnoliopsida; Caryophyllales; Amaranthaceae
Product: pentatricopeptide repeat-containing protein At4g21170
Exons: 2
Coding region: 98-1840 (580 amino acids)
Molecular function (GO): protein binding
Source: RefSeq, a predicted model, not a curated record